Molecule: messenger RNA, 2586 nt
Organism: Bathycoccus prasinos
Lineage: Eukaryota; Viridiplantae; Chlorophyta; Mamiellophyceae; Mamiellales; Bathycoccaceae
Exons: 1
Coding region: 1-2586 (861 amino acids)
Cellular component (GO): cytoskeleton
Source: RefSeq, a predicted model, not a curated record
AUGCAAACGCUCUCGAGGGACAAGUCCCUGGAUGCCUUUCGCGUGGAAUACGAAAAAUUGUACCGAACGCUGAAGCACUCGCACGAGCAGGAGAAGAAACUGGAGAAGAAGUGCAAGAGUUUAUCCGAAGAAUGUCGUCAACUGACCGCGAAAGGAGAGAGGUUACGAAUGCAUUCGAGAGAAGACGAGACGCAAAUAGAAACUUUGAAAGCAGAGCUCGAGUCGGCGUGGAGACAAGCGGACGACGCUUCGGAUUUAGAGAUGGCGGGAAAAGAGCAGAUUGCCAAGUUACGCGUGGAAAUCGCCGAGUUGACGAGACGGUGCGAAAUGGCCGAGAACGGCGAAGAAGAAGAGAACGAAGAAGAAAGUUUCGAUGGUUGCGAGAGAAACCACUCUCGUCGUCGUCGCGGUCAUCGUCAGGAGGACGACGAAGAUGACGACGCCGACGAGACCGACGACUAUUUUGGCGGUAGAUUUUCUACUACCAAAGUUUCCGGCGAUAUCGUCCGUCGCUUACAGCGCGAGAAAGAAUCGCUUCAGCUCGAACGCGACGAGAAAGUCGACGAGGUCGUCCAAUUGCGUCAAGAUAUUUCGCAGCAAAGGGAGAGAGCGAGAACGGCAGAGACGAAAAAAUUAGAUCUGGAGUGCGAGUGCGCGAAAUUGAAAGAUAUCGCUCGAGCGAAGAGACUCGAGGCGGAAAAGUCAGACACGAAACGCGAACGGUUGGAGCGAGAGUUGAUGCACGCGAAAUCUAUGAUUGAAUCGAAGCAAGGUGAAAUUUCGCGGAUGAAAGCGCAAGCUGUGAAUUUAGAGCUAAAGAACAAAAAAUUAGCCGACGAGCAAAGGAAAAGUGAGCACCGAGUGAAAAACGCGCAGAAAGAGUGCAACGCGUACGCGGAAAGAACCGAACGCGUUCGGAGAGAAGUGGCAGAGAUUACGUUAGAAUUACAGAGAGUAAACGAAGUCGCGAAACAGAAAGAGAUUGAAACAGAAAAGUUGAAAGAAUCCGCCGCAAAAAUCGAGCGAGAGACGAAGAAGAUUAUCCAAGUGAAGGAAGCGGCGUUGCGAAAACUGAAGCAGGCGGAAAACGCGAAAAUCGAAAGCGAGCACAAAAGGGACGAUUUGAAACUCGAAAUCAGUCGCAUAGAAAGAGUCGUUGAAGAGCAGCGAAGAAACAUCGAGUUAGAGAGGAGAGCAAAGGAAGAUUUGAUGCGAGAGAAAGAGGCUUUGGCGAAACAAACGAGCCAAGCGGAGAAGCACACGCAGAAGCACAGAGAUUUAGUUUCGAUACACGAACAACACAAGAAAACGCUCGAGAGCGAAAUCAAACGAUACAGAACGGAAAUGAGCGACAUCGAAAUUCGAGCGAAACAUUUAGAGCAGGAGAGACAAACUGCUGUGCAAGAAGCGAGAACGUUGAAAAGCAAAUUGGACGCCGCGCGUGAAGAGUUAGACGCGAAAGAACACUCAAUUACUGAACUUCGCGAAAGUUUAAGAGAGACAGAUCUGAAAACGAAAACUGCCAAGGCACAGUACGAACGCGCGAGAGUGGAAAAUAACGAGUUGAGCAAGAAAUUACUCGAUUUAAAAGAAGAAGGCGAACGAUUGAGAGACUUGAAAUUGAACGCCGAACGUCGUCGCGAGGAAGCGGAGAGUUUAAUCGAAUGCAAGACCAAAGAGAUAGACGAAGACGAGAUGAAGAGGAAGCAAAUGGAAUCAGAAAUCGAGAUUUUGAAGAGAAAGAAAGACGAUUUAGACCAGAAGACGAACGAAAUUUUGAUCGAGUUGAAACUGAGCGAAACGCAGAGAAGAAAUCUGGAAAAGCACCACGCCGAGUGCGAGAAGAAGCGAGUGGAAGAGAAGCAAGAGAUGGACGUCAUUUCGAGAGACCGGGACGUCAUCUCGCACGCGCUAACGAGGCGAGAGGAAGAAUUAGCCAUGACAUACGAGAAAAUCAAAGUGCAAAGAUCCGUUUUGGCGCAAGGUCAAAGGGAUUACGAGGCGAGAACGAGAGAGAUCAAGGCGUUGAAAAUCAAUUUGAGCACGCAGACGCACGAACUCGAACGCGAGCGACGCCGAGCCCGGGAAGCGGAAACGUUAGAGAAAGAAGUGAGAGUCUUAACGCGUUCCUUGACGAGAGAGAAAGCGAAAGUGCGCGCUUUGAGCGAAGAGUUGGAGAACCCAUUAAACGUCCAUCGUUGGCGCCAACUCGAAGGCAGCGAUCCGAACGCCUUCGAGUCUAUUCAGAAAAUCCAACAGCUACAAAGACGAUUGGUACAAAAGAGCGAAGAGGUGAUGAAAUUGGAGAGAGAGUUGGAAGAUAAGAGAAUACAAAGCGAAGAAUUGCGAAGAAUUGCGGAAAAACGCGUCACGGAGGAAGAACAAACGCAGAUGUUGCGAGAAAACCAAGCGAUAUUAAAGGAAAAAUCCAAGCACUUGAAAGCGUUGCGUUCGGAGUUGAACGCUCAGAUUCAAAAAGCGGACGAGUAUCGCCUCGAGGCGGAAAGCUAUCGAAACGAGCUGGACGAGAUUAAGGAAAUGCUUUUCCGAGCGAAGAAAAAUGAAAGAGUAGGCGUCUUCGUCUGA